Molecule: messenger RNA, 1750 nt
Organism: Vespula vulgaris
Lineage: Eukaryota; Metazoa; Arthropoda; Insecta; Hymenoptera; Vespidae
Product: F-box/LRR-repeat protein 15-like
Exons: 4
Coding region: 294-1112 (272 amino acids)
Biological process (GO): SCF-dependent proteasomal ubiquitin-dependent protein catabolic process
Cellular component (GO): SCF ubiquitin ligase complex
Molecular function (GO): protein binding
Source: RefSeq, a predicted model, not a curated record
AGCGGCAAGUUGGUAAUGCUGAAUACACUGAUUGGCGGUAGUCGAUUAUCUUUCAUUCUAGCAACGAGCCAAUUAUCGUGCUUUGUCGCUCAUUGUUGUAAAAACUUAUGGAUCUGUUGUGCGGGACUGUUAGGAACGUGUCGAAGAAGAGAUAUAGAUAAAUAGUUAGAUAGAAAUAUGGAUAGAUAGACAGAUGGAUAAAUAGACAGACAAAGACAGAUAUAGAAAAAUAGAUAGAUAGAUAGACAGAUAGAGUUAUAAAGUGAGAAAGAAAAGAAAUAAAGAAGUAAGAAAUGAUACUGAGGCUGGUGGACUUGCCUUGGUACGACGUGAUCUACAGGCACAUCUUUAUUCGACUGGAUCUGCGGGACCUCUGUAACCUUCGAUGCCUCUCCUCAACGGAGUACCGAGUCCUGGUCGACAAUUACAUCGCCACAUGGGACACGUUGGACAUCUCUUCGUACACGGAUUUCGAGCCCAACUCCUUCGAAGAACUCGUAAAAGGCUGCAAGAGGUUGCGACGUGUCGACCUUAGUAAUAGCUAUUGGCUCGGAAGUUCUCAUCUCGUCGACCUUCUCGGCGUACAUCCCGGGCUCACGCAUUUGGACUUGACCGGUUGCAACGGGCCGCAGAUGCGCUGCGACUUUAUCGAGAUAACCAAAUGUCGUAAUCUCACGUCCGUAAGGCUAAGAGGCUGCGACUGGGUCACCGCAGAUUUCCUAUUGUCGUUAGUCCGGUACAACCGUAAUCUUCGACGACUUGUAUUAGCCGAUUGUUAUCAAAUAUCCGACGAGGCUGUGGAAUCCAUGUUCGAGUUUCUCACGACAUUGACCGAUCUCAGCCUGGAGAAGACCGCCAUUACGGACAAAAGUCUUCUGGCAAUGAUCGAACACGGUGUCACGGCGAUCGAGUACCUCGACUUGCGUUACUGCCACGGAAUCACCGAUUACGGUCUGAUGCUACUGAGACCGUUACGAUCUAUGAAAAAACUUUGGAUCCUCGGUUGUCGUUCGAUUACCGAACGUGGCCUCGCGAGCUUUCGCGAGCGUACGGAUAUUGAUCUUCCUCAGAGACCGAUCUGCGCGAUUCGACCUCUGUCCUUGCAAGUAUAAUAUUUUUUCCGGCUCGUUUCUCUUCCUUCUCUUCUUUCGCGUGUAUUUUGGCCGUUAAGAUCCUCCUUUUUCCAAUGGACGCUGUGCUGCAUUCUUUCGGCAUCGCGUAACACCGCGCCAACCGUAAUACAUUUAAGUUUAAAGUAAAAAAAAUAUAUAUAUAUAAGUUAAACCGAGUCGGAUACAUCUUUGCAACGAGCAAUCGCACGCUGGAGAAAUAUUGAUAUGACAAAAAAAAAAGUAAAAUAUUGUAAUGGUCGUACAAUUACUCGUUCAACUAAAUAUCGACGUUGCAUCUGUCGAUGCAUUCACAAUAUGAUGGAUAACAUAAAUUUAUCUUCAACUCCAUAUCGAUCGAUUUACUUCGAUCGAAAUUUUCGUUCUAAUUAAGAAACAGAAGAUUGUAGAAGAGAGAAAAAGCGAGGAUCGCCAAGUAGAAAUUCAUAAAGAAAUUGUAAAAAUGAAGAUAAUGAUAAUAAUGAUAAUAAUAAUAAUAAUAUAAUAAUAAUAGUAAUAAUAAUAAUAAUGAUAAUAAUAAUAGGAAUAAGAAUAAGAAUAAUAACACUAAUAUUAACAAUAAUAAUAAUAAGAAUAAUAAGAAUAAUUAAGAAUAAUAAUAAAUAAGUAAUAAUGCUUCA